CGGUCUUGUGUCUGCUUUAGGUGCAAACCCUGAACCAUGUGCAGCGGCACACCCAUCCCAUGCUCAGAGCUAAUUGGGCUUGAGGCGGAACUCUGCGGAGCUCAUCGCUUCGGGGUCAUCGCUUCCCCCCCAAAGACUUGUUAAAGCAUCCAGAAUGGCCAGCAAGAAAGAACCUCCUUUCUUCAAUGAGGACAACGUGGGGCCGUUCUACUGCAAACUUCCUUACUGUGAGACGAUGGAGCUCUUCAUUGAAACCCUUGCAGGAACGUGCUUUGAGCUGCAGGUAUCUCCUUUGGAAACGGUUGUCUCUGUGAAAGCAAAAAUCCAGCGAUUGGAAGGUAUCCCAGUAUCUCAGCAGCACUUAAUCUGGAAUAAUGUGGAGCUGGAGGAUGAUUAUUGCUUGAACGACUACAACAUUGCAGAAGGUUGUACUUUGAAGUUGAUCUUGGCUAUGCGAGGAGGACCUAUUAAUACUAGAAGAGUUCCUGUGGAAGACCCAGUGAGGGAAAUGACAGACUACAUGGAUCCCAGUCACGACGAGGUCUGGGAGAAGGGUCCAUGCAAUAAACAGAUCGCCUUCUUGAUAUUGCGGGAAGGAGACCAGGUGAAUUUCUUCCGUGUUAUAGACAGGGGAGAUGGAACGAUAACUCCAUUAUCCGAAUCGUUAAGUGGUGGUUCAAUUUAUAACUUGCACCCCGACGACGACGACGAUGCGGAGGCUUCUCCCUCUGGCCAGCAGAUUAUUGAGAACUCUAUUACCAUGAAUAAAAUGAAGCUGCUCAGGGCCAAGAUGGAGAGCCUGAAUCUCAGCAAAAAGCCUAAGAAGCUCGUCAAAGUGUUUCCCCACCCCCCAGCAGCUCCUCGUCCGGCCAGCGGAUCCGUUGCGGCUGCUCGUCAUCGUUUUUUCCAGGCCCUCCCUCAGAUCGGGCAGCCAUGCUUACCGCCUCCGGGCAAUUCAUUUCCCUCCGAAUUGCCUCCAAAAGCACUUAACGUUUUGGGCACGGCUGGCAGGAGGGUGCCCGCCAUCGCCAGUGACUUCUUUAAGGGAAACGAGAAAUGGGAGGCCCUUUCCCAGCCUCAGCCGGUCGGCACCCUGAGGCCGACGCCGAAAGCUUCACAUGUGGAAAAAGAAGCUGCUAAAUUUCCUACAGACAGCACGGGGUCGGUCCGAGCGCCGCUGCCAAGUUCUGAAAAAAGCACUGAAAACAGACGAACAGAGAGUGGGAGAGGUCAUGGGAUUUGCCUCAGUCUUAGCCACGCGGAUUCACACGCCGCAGAAGAAAAGCCAGAUUCGAUGCCAAACAAAGAUGCCGCGGCAUCAACGGAAUCAAGCGCUGCUGAGCCGUGCAAGGAACUAUUUGCAGGAAAGGUGAACCCAGGGCUGAUGGGGACGUCUGCUGGGGAUGAAGACGGGAACACUGCAGAACUUCCCGGCAAGCCCAAUACAGAACUUUUGACCACUGGCCCAGCAGAGGCUUGUAUCCCGAACUUUCAUGAAUUAAGUUCUCAGAAGAACACUUGCCUGUCACCUCUUCAGUGCUCAGCCCAAGCGACCCGUUGCAGUCCUCCAAAACCUCCACUCCCGUCCCGGUCCUUUGAAGCUGGGAACUUCCGGUCCGCUGCUCCUCCGAUUGUGUUACGGUCGCUGGAGGUGCACGGUCUAGCAGACGCCUCUUACGCCAGGAGUCCCAGGUACCACGGCAUCCGAAUAGACUCGCCCGGGAAAAGACCUGAGAUCCAUUCGAAAACAGAGGCCGGAGAGGUGGCGAUCAAAGCAUCCAAAGAACCCGUCAUUUCCGUGAACAAUGCAGGGUUUCUGGCUUCACUGACCCGAAGCGCAAACAGGGACGGCUUGCCGAAUUCCUGCGGCGCGAGUCGGUUUCGGACUUCUGGUAUCGCGCUAACGACUAACUUCCAGCAUUUUCAGGAUGAGAGUUUCAGAAUGGCCACUCCUCACAAUGACAUGCCUGGAUAUUUUUUAUCUCCUGGGCUUGGACUGAAUGGAAAUAUUAUGACUGCAGGGAAAAGAAUAGGUGAUGUGGCCCACCUCCCCCCUGUGAACAACAGUUCAGCUCAGGCGAAAAAGAAACUCGCCAAGCACUGCUGCUUCUGUGGGAAGAAGACGGGAUUAGCAACCAGCUUUGAAUGUAGAUGCGGAAAUAACUUCUGUGCAACUCACCGCUAUGCAGAGACUCACUCCUGUACUUACGACUACAAGAACGCAGGGCGGCGGUACUUGCAGGAGUCAAAUCCGGUGGUCAGCGCUCCCAAACUUCCUAAAAUCUAAGCCUGGUGUCGUGGCACGUAUCCAGAAUCCUGUGGCGCGGAGAGAAGCGGCAGCGGCCUGGGCCUCUUUCCUUGGGGUGUGCUUUCAAUAUAAGAGUUGCCAAGUAACGCCCCCCCCCCCCAGGCUAUGGGCGAUUGAAGAAGUACGCAGACCUACGACUGUCGCUGGCAUCUUUAAUCUCGAGCGAAUUGAAAGUUUGAAAUGUAGUUUUUAAAAAUGCACAUUCUGAUUUAACCGUGUUACGUAUGUCUUGUCUUAAGCAUUUUUAUAUUUGGAGAAGCUCUUUCACUAGACAAGUCUUUUAAAAGAUGCACUUUACUGGAAGUUUUAAUAUAUAUUUUGUAUCCAGACUUGAGGAGGGUCUGUACAGAGGACAUCAGGUCCUCCGUGUUCUACCAUGCUUUUUUGUCCACCGUGUGGUAUCUUAAAUUAUUUCAGCAAGAAGUUCUUUCUGUUGAAUCUGACUUUCAGGGCUAAGGGAGUCUUUUGUGUUUGCUGCAUUGGGUUCCUCACACCUUGGCAGCCCCAUAUGGUGUGUCCAUUCUGGAAAGAUCAUAUCCUACAAUUUCUUACGCAGACAAAUUUUUUUUUUUAGCAAACAAACUCCCCUUGAUGCCAUUAAAUAGAAGAUGCAACUUAUUUUCUCUUUCCGAAGCCUGUUUUGAAAGGCUUUACAGUCUGGUUUGUUAGAAGUGUUGACUGCUGUUAUGAGAGAAACAAAAAAUCAAAUAAAUAUCACAUUUUCACGCCUUUUUAAAA
Molecule: messenger RNA, 3046 nt
Organism: Heteronotia binoei (common prickly gecko)
Lineage: Eukaryota; Metazoa; Chordata; Lepidosauria; Squamata; Gekkonidae
Gene: ZFAND4
Product: zinc finger AN1-type containing 4
Exons: 9
Coding region: 155-2287 (710 amino acids)
Molecular function (GO): protein binding; zinc ion binding
Source: RefSeq, a predicted model, not a curated record